Messenger RNA from Hydra vulgaris (swiftwater hydra), 600 nucleotides. NCBI's taxonomy places the organism in Eukaryota, Metazoa, Cnidaria, Hydrozoa, Anthoathecata, Hydridae. The record is from RefSeq and is a predicted model, not a curated record.
AUGAUGGGAUCGUCAAUAAAAACUUUAUGUGAAGCUCAAGAGAAAUAUGCUAGGAGAAUUGCUAAAAGAAAUGCUAAUAGAGAUUGUAUUAUAACUGCUGAUCUAAAAAAAUAUGGGUAUAAACAAGGUAAUAAAGUUGACUUUGCUGCAAGUAAUAAUAGACUUGAUUGGAUAAAACAAUUAAUUGAACUAGGAUAUGAAGGAACAGAAGAUGCAAUUAUUGAUGCUGCUGGAAAUGGACAUCUUGAAGUUGUAAAAUAUUUACAUGAAUUAGGGUAUAAAUGUUCACAUCGGACAAUUAAUUGUGUUGCUAAUAAUGGACAUCUUGAAGUAAUUAAAUAUUUGCAUGAAUUAGGGUAUAAAGGAGAUGGAUUUGCAAUUAAUUAUGCUGCUGAAAAUGGUUACCUUGAAGUUAUUAAAUAUUUACAUGAAUUAGGGUAUAAAGGUGAUGAUUAUGCAAUUAAUUAUGCUGCUCGAAAUGGUCAUCUUGAAAUUAUUAAAUAUUUACAUGAAUUAGGGUAUAAAGGUAUAAUUGGUUAUGCUGAAUACUAUGACCGCACUGAAGUAAUUGAAUAUUUACGUUCUGUUGGAUAUAGUUAA